CAUGCGCAUGCGCAAUCGGAUCUUUCCUUCACAUGGUGGAAUGGCGGAUCAACAGGCUGGAGCGAAGCUACCGACCGUCCCCGAGACACUACUGAAGCGUCGGAAAAGAAACGACGAAGUUCGAAAGGCCCGCUCCUUUGCCAGGGCCGCCACCAAGAAGUUACGUAAGGACCAGAGGAAGGUGAUCUUCAAGCGAGCGGAGCAUUAUGUCAAGGAGUACCGCCAGAGAGAGCUGGACGAGAUACGGAUGAAGAGAGAGGCAAGGAAGAGGGGCAACUUUUACGUCCCCGAUGAGGCCAAGGUCGUCUUUGUCAUCAGAAUUAGGGGUAUCAAUGGUGUUAGUCCGAGGGUCCGGAAGAUUCUUCAGCUCCUCCGACUGCGUCAGAUCAACAACGGAGUGUUUGUGAAGGUCAACAAGGCAACGGUCCACAUGCUCAAGUUGGUCGAGUCCUACAUUGCCUGGGGGUACCCCACAGUGAAGACAGCACGAGAACUGAUCUACAAGAGAGGCUACGGAAAGAUCCAGCACCAGCGCGUCCCGCUCUCCCACAACACCGUCAUCGAGAAAGCCCUCGGAAAGUUUGGCAUCAUUUGCAUCGAGGAUCUCCUGCACGAGAUUGUGACGGUGGGCCCACACUUCAAAGAGAAGCAGACAGCCCCGAAACCGCGGCGAGGGGCGUCGGUUAAUCAAGGCCCGCCCCCACAAUGUUCAGCAGUUUGCAGAGAAACGGGCAGCUUCCUCCACUCUCGAGGCAAAUGGCUCCGCCGGCAAUCUCAAAGAUCGGUCGACAGAGCUCCGAGUCAUCGUCCGAGAGAAUAUCGCCACAGCAAGCGAGGAAAGAGAUGAUGAAAUCGACACCGGCUCUCUUCCCGUCUCCCCCUCGCUCUCGACGUAACACAGACUCGCUACCUCGUCCGUCGGAAACAGCCGGGUAAUGACGCCUCUCCUUCCGUUCCAGGCCCAGCAGGAGCUGCGAGAGGCCGCCCACCGAGCCAAACAGGAAUCCUCCUCGGGAAAGAAGUCCUCAAACGGAGUCAUCCCACAUAUUACACCCGGAUCACCAAUCCUUAUUUGCAAGGGCGGCUCUUCGAAACAGUCUUCCCCGCCACUGUCUGCUUACCGAUCUACGACCGGCGGUGGAAACAGUAAACACUCGCCGAUUCACGGACAGCGGAAUUCUCCAACAUCCUCCAGACUGUACCCGGCCCACCUCUCUCCCGGUGGUAUGAAGGGUAGUUCCAGUAUGACUCGACUUGCCCCCUCUUCUUCUUACUCUUCCUCCACCUCUCGCGGUACGCAAGAGGAGACGACGUCCACAACGAGUCGCAACAGCUCCUUGGACAGUGGGAUACAGUAUAUCAGCGAGGGAGAGACGGGGGGCGGGGCCACGACAGGAGAGCAUGCCAGCAACACGAGCACGACUACCACGGACAGUAUCACCACGACUACAAGCCUCACAUCUGUGGGGUCAGGGGUCAAAGAACCAGUGGGAAAAAACGAAGACACUGCGACGAUCAAGAAAGAAGAGAAGAAAGUUGGAGGGCUGGGCGAUUUCAGUGAUGUACUCAGCGUUCUUUCAAACUGGUGAUGGAGGGACUCCUGUGAUGAUGACUAUAAAUUAUACAACCAUGGAAAUGACUAUUAUCCUGCAGACCUAUUAUGUACGAUGUGUAUUAGCACUAAUUUCAGGAGUUGUGUUUAUGUGUACUUUGUCAUUAUGUAAUUUUAUGUAAUUGAAAUGAGGCACAUUUUUUUUGUAAAUGGAGCACAAUUUCAUUAUUGAUGCAAUCAUGA
Molecule: messenger RNA, 1795 nt
Organism: Geodia barretti
Lineage: Eukaryota; Metazoa; Porifera; Demospongiae; Tetractinellida; Geodiidae
Source: the annotation of a GenBank genome assembly